This is a messenger RNA of Prunus armeniaca (apricot), 882 nucleotides long. NCBI's taxonomy places the organism in Eukaryota, Viridiplantae, Streptophyta, Magnoliopsida, Rosales, Rosaceae. The record is from the annotation of a GenBank genome assembly.
AUGGAGGUCAAUAUCAAGCAGCAUGACAAAGUUGCUCUUCAAGCAGCCUUGCAUCUUGAGGAGUGUAAGAAGGCAGUAGAGGAUUUCCGACAGCAACUUGAAGUUGCCAAGAAGAAUGCAGAAUUAAUUGCCAGGAUCACUCCAGAACUAGAGAAGAUGCCCACUACAAUUGAAGAACUGGAGGCUGCUAUACAGGAAAAUAUUUCUCAAGCUAAUUCUAUUCUUUUCCUAAAUCACAAUAUUCUGAAAGAAUAUGAAGACCGCCAGCGCCAGAUAGAAGAUAAGGCAAAAAAGUUGGAAGCAGAUAAAGCAGAGCUUAGGGGAUGUAUAGCUGAAGUAGAUAAUCUUAAGGAAACUUGGCUUCCAACAUUAAGAAACCUUGUUGCUCAGAUAAAUGAGACUUUCAGUUGGAACUUCCAAGAAAUGGCUGUUGCAGGGGAAGUUUCAUUGGAUGAGCAUGAAAUGGACUUCGAUCAAUUUGGGAUACUUAUAAAAGUAAAAUUCAGACAAGCAGGGCAGCUACAAGUUCUCAGUGCCCACCAUCAAUCUGGAGGGGAGCGUUCAGUUUCAACUAUACUUUAUCUUGUUUCUCUUCAAGACCUUACAAAUUGCCCAUUUAGGGUGGUUGAUGAGAUAAAUCAAGGGAUGGAUCCUAUAAAUGAGAGAAAGAUGUUCCAGCAAUUAGUAAGAGCAGCAUCCCAACCAAAUACACCACAAUGCUUCUUGCUUACCCCAAAGUUGCUACCAGAUCUGGAUUACAGUGAAGCAUGCAGCAUUUUGAACAUAAUGAAUGGCCCCUGGAUCAAGCAGCCAGCAAAAGGUGAAAACAUCACUCGAGAGUUAACAUCUGGAGCCAGGGUGAUUGCUGGGGAAAUGUCAUAG